Messenger RNA from Perkinsus marinus ATCC 50983, 624 nucleotides. RefSeq names its product Transposable element Tc3 transposase, putative. The transcript has a single exon. Gene Ontology annotation, molecular function: nucleic acid binding. The record is from RefSeq and is a predicted model, not a curated record. Bases 1 to 624 code for a protein of 207 amino acids. Lineage: Eukaryota; Perkinsozoa; Perkinsida; Perkinsidae.
AUGAGCCGAAGAAGCCAGCUGAGCGACUCUGAACGUGCCGACGUAAUCAAGCUGCUCGCUGCUGGGAAGACUACCUUGGAAAUUUCGAAGAUCUUGAAGCGGGAUCAUCGUACCAUCAAGACCUUCGUCGCUAACCCCGAGAAACGUCCGAAGGGGCACCGCGGGCCCACGAAAAAGUCCGUUACCGCUCGAGAGAAAACCAGGCUGAAGCGUGCCAUGGCCAAGCAGCCGUUAGGGACCAGCAAGGAGAUAUUCGAAGCGGCUGGUGUAUCCAUGAAGCCAAAAUCAUCACGUAACAGGGUGCUGGGCCAGCUCGGUAAGGUGCGGAAAUCAGUCGGCAAGCCCUCUCUGACCGCCCGACACAAGACGAUGAGACUUGAUUGGGCUCGGGAGAACAUCAAGAGGGAUUUUUCAACUGUCCUGUGGACCGACGAGUGCCGGGCAACCUUGGAUGGCCCCGAUGCGUGGGCAUCAGGAUGGAUCCUGCACGGCACGUCGCCCCCACCCAGGAUGAAGCGACAACAGAAGGGUGGCGGCGUCAUGUUCUGGGCGGGGAUCAUUGAUGAUAUCGUGGUUGGGCCCUUCAGAGUAGAGCACGGGGUGAAAAUGGAUUCCAAAGCGUAA